AUAUAUAUUGGACUAGCUUUAAAUGCAGCGUUCAAAUCUGUGCGAGUGCUUUCAACUGGAGAGCUCUCUCCCUAGCUUCCUGCUCUGCCUUCAGUAAAAGCGAAAGCAAAAAGCCUCUCUCCGUCUCUCUCCCUGUGAGUCUGCACCUCAACUCUCAUGGCGACUGAAGACGUUACUAUUAGAGAUAAACCCAAAUCACUUCCUCCUUACCCAGAGAUGAUUUUGAAAGCAAUUGAAGCAUUGAACGACAAGAAUGGCUCCAACAAAUCAUCUAUAUCAAAGUACAUUGAGUCGAUACAUGGGGAGUUGCCUGCUGGGCACUCAGUACUACUACUCACACACCACCUCAACAAAAUGACAGAGAGUGGAGAGCUGGUCUUCUGGAAAAACAACUACACGAAGCGGGACCCCAAUGCCCCUCCCAGGCGGGGCCGUGGCAGGCCGCCAAAGCCAAAGGUCCUACUGCCAACUGGCAUGGAUUUGGCUCCAGCGAGGCCUAGGGGCCGGCCACCUAAGGACCCAAAUGCACCUCCAAAGCCGCCCAAGAUGAGGGUCUCAACGGGUAGUGGGAAGCCAAGAGGGCGGCCGAGGAAGAUGGCAAGGCCCAGUGGGGGAUUGGGAGGAUCGGUAACAACAGUGCCGGCAUCUAAGGCUACUGGAAAGCCGAGAGGUCGGCCUCCAAAGGUGAAGGCUCCGGGGACUGGAGUGAGUGUUCAACAAUAGACACUUUAAUGGUGGCCGUGGUAAUCAACGUGACGUUAGUUCUAGUUUAUAGUUUCCCAUGUAACUGCAUGUACAAUGCAAUGUAGCUGUUAUCGAGGCUUGCUUAGUUUCUAAUUCUAAUGGAGGAUAUGGCUUGUUGUAAUGAUGCUUUUAGGAUUUGUUUAUUUGUUGUGUUUUUAUAAUUCUAUUGCAUGCAUUAUCUUCAUUUUA
Carya illinoinensis is the source of this 933-nucleotide messenger RNA. RefSeq names its product HMG-Y-related protein A-like. The record is from RefSeq and is a predicted model, not a curated record. Gene Ontology annotation, biological process: regulation of DNA-templated transcription; chromosome condensation; nucleosome assembly. Lineage: Eukaryota; Viridiplantae; Streptophyta; Magnoliopsida; Fagales; Juglandaceae. The coding region runs from base 157 to 723 and encodes 188 amino acids. Gene Ontology annotation, cellular component: nucleolus; nucleosome; chromatin. The transcript has 2 exons. Gene Ontology annotation, molecular function: nucleosomal DNA binding; double-stranded DNA binding.